UACAUUUUUACAUUUUUGUUCAAAAUCAAAAACCAUAGCAGUAUAAUGUAACAGAAUAGGUAUAUAGUACACAUUUAAAGCAGUCACAAAGUAUAAAAUAUAUCUUGAAUCUAAUAGUUAAUGGUCGUUGGCUGUUGUGUUAUUUCCGUUUAUUAAUUUAAUGUUUCUGCAGGUUAUUAUACAUUUAUACUUAUUACUUAUUAAUUAUUUCUGAUCGACCGUGGCGAUGUCCCAUACUCCCGGGAUUACCCGUAAAAACAUACGGCUCUGUUUCGUACAAGACCCGCUUGCGUCACGCACUACUGCAGUUAUAAAUAGAGUCUUAUCUAAUAUAUAAGAUUAUAUAUAUAUGUAAAUAUAGUAUACAUUUUAUAUAUCAUAUACUAUGAUCCACCAAUAAUAUCCAUCUAUACAUUUUAUUGUUGGGUAAUAAUAAUAUACACAAAUACACUACAGUUAACAUAAUAAUAUUAUUAUACCUACUUCAGAGUUUUGAUUAUCAGAACAUUCAGAACGACAAAACACUGUCACAGUUUAUUAUAAAAGUAUACAACGCGGACAGUAAUUGUCAUCAAUUGUGAUUUUCUUGUGUUCUUGUUGUUUUUACGUAUUAUUUUUAUUUCGGUUUUUGACCAGCUUUAUUUAAGUAUGAAGCGAUUUUUAACUUCAACAUAUAUGGAUGAUUCUAAAAAAUCCAGAAGUGUAUCAACAGCAAUUGAUUUAGCUCAAGUAACUAUAGACGACCCAGGUCAAUUCGAUGACGCUCGUGCACCAACAACAGAAGCGGAUGGUUUUGAGGGAAUAAAACAUUCCUCAAUUAAUUUGUCUAACCAUUACUUAUUUGACGGCAAAUUUUACGAUAUUGUGUCAAAUAUUGGAACAAAAUUAAUUGCAAAAUGUGUACUUUGCCAAAAAACUUUACAAGGCCGAAAUAAUUCUUCUGGCAAUUUUCUAAGUCAUUUAAAGCUUAAACAUGCAUCAAUAUUAUCAAAAUUAGAAAAGUAUAAAAAUGAGAAGAAAAAUGCAAAAAAGUCUAACCAGAGUAGUAGAGAUGUGUCAUUAGCAUCUAUGUUUCAGCCAAAAUUACAGUUAUCUCCUUCAAAGUCUUUAUCAAAGUGUCAUAUUAUCAAUUUAGUCUUUGAUUAUAUCGUGCAAGAAAUGAGGCCAAUAAUUACCUGUGAAAAACCAGCAUUCAGGCAAUUAAUAAUGGGUCUCACUGGUAUAUCAGAUACAUCAUUUCUUCCAGACUCAAAAGUUAUCAGCAAAGAAUUGAAAUUAAGGUACAUGUCCUAUGUUACAAUGUUGACAAAAUGUAUUUCAGAGCAAUCAUUUAUUUGUACAACAGCUGAUAUAUGGUCAUGUAAUAAUAAAAGCUAUUUAGGCAUGACCUGCCAUUUCAUUAAUGAAAAAGAUUUUAAUAGACAUUCGUAUGUAUUGGGUUGUAAGCGUAUUAAAGGUAGUCACACAUAUUUGAAUAUUGCUGAGGUUAUAAAUAAAAUUACUAAAAUAUUCAACAUCAAUAGUUCUAAAAUUUCUCAUUGUGUAACCGAUAAUGCAUCAAAUUUUGGUAAAGCUUUUAGAACAUUUUCAAUUCAGCCACAGUCAAAUUCUUCCAACUCAAAUAAUUUAACAAAUAACUGGUUUUGUAGUGAUAACGAUGAAUCAAGUAAUGAAGAAAAUAAUUUGGAGGUUGAUGAUACUUAUGAAAAUAUUGAUAUUACAGAAUUGUCAACUAUAUUUUCAAAUCCAGAUCUAAUUAAUUCUUCUGAUAAUGAAGAUGAAUUCUGCUUACCAGAUCAUCUAACAUGUUCUGCUCAUACUUUGAGUUUAAUCGCGACUACUGAUGUAAAUAAAAUUGAAGACAAUUCUUAUAAACAAAUAUCUAAGCCUGUAUUUGAAAAAUUAUACUCUUUCUGGAAUUUAGUCAGUAGGAGUUCUGUUGCAUCAGACAAAAUCUUUGAUAUAUGUAACUGUAAAUUUCCGGUGCCCAUUAUAACAAGGUGGAAUUCACUAUUUUUUGCAGUUAAAAAAGUCUUAACUCAUAAAGAUCAACUUUUAAAUGCCUUUGAAGAAUUAAAACUAAAGAAACUUAAAAUAUCCGAAUGGAAGUUCCUCGAAGAAUAUUGCUUAGUGAUGGAGCCUUUAGCUUUAGCCCUUGACAAGUUACAGGGUGAACAAUCUUGUUUCUUAGGAUUUGUUGCACCUACAAUUAUUGCUUUAAGGCUCAAGUUAAUUCAGUUAACACAUUUAAUAUAUUGUAAAAAAUUGGCUCAUUUAUUAAUUGUUAGUCUCGAAAAAAGAUUCAUUUACUUAUUUGACUUAGAACACCCAAAGAGUAAAGCUUUCAUCUUGGCUUCCAUCAGUCAUCCCAAAUUCAAACUUAGUUGGGCACCAGUAAGAUACUUAAGUUUGUGUAAAAAAUUAUUCAUUUCUGAGUGUGAAAUAUUAAAUUCGAUUGAAAGUACGACCUCUGGUUUUAACAAUUCUGAUGAUGAAACUGAUGGCAGUGAUAGUGAAUUCUAUCAAAUCCUUAAUGAAAAUACAUGUUUUGAAGAGUCUACUGAAUUUUCGCGUAGUGUAAAAAGUAAUAAUAUAUCAAGUGUACAGGCUCUUUCUUAUUUAGAGUACAAAAAAAAAGAUUUUGAUAUAUUAAAUAAUUUUCCUGUUGUAAAAAAAGUAUUUUUAAAGUAUAAUACUACAUUGCCUUCGUCUGCUCCUGUUGAACGAUUGUUCAGCAGUGGUAUACAAAUUUUAACUCCCAGGAGAAAUAGAUUACAUGAUAAAACAUUUGAAAUGCUACUCUGUUGUAGGUGUUUGAAUUUAAAAGAAUAAUAGUAUAU
Molecule: messenger RNA, 2840 nt
Organism: Acyrthosiphon pisum (pea aphid)
Lineage: Eukaryota; Metazoa; Arthropoda; Insecta; Hemiptera; Aphididae
Exons: 3
Coding region: 649-2832 (727 amino acids)
Molecular function (GO): protein dimerization activity
Source: RefSeq, a predicted model, not a curated record